Molecule: messenger RNA, 936 nt
Organism: Penicillium daleae
Lineage: Eukaryota; Fungi; Ascomycota; Eurotiomycetes; Eurotiales; Aspergillaceae
Product: putative mitochondrial folate carrier protein Flx1
Exons: 3
Coding region: 1-936 (311 amino acids)
Biological process (GO): nucleotide transport; folate import into mitochondrion
Cellular component (GO): mitochondrion
Molecular function (GO): FAD transmembrane transporter activity; folic acid transmembrane transporter activity
Source: RefSeq, a predicted model, not a curated record
AUGACUGGCAAGGAUGGGUUGUCUUCAUCCGUUGUGGAGACCGUAGCUGGAUUCACGGCUGGGGUUGCCUCGACACUCUGUGUGCACCCGCUGGACCUGGUGAAGACCCGUCUUCAAGUCGAUCGAUCAUCACCUUCCCGGCUUGGCAGCUCUUUGCGCAUUAUCCGUGAAAUCUCCACCUAUGAGGGCGGUCUCGGUGCCUUCUACCGUGGUCUGGCUCCCAACCUGAUUGGAAACUCGACAAGCUGGGCCCUGUACUUUUUAUGCUAUGGCAGUCUCAAGGACGCCAUUCGCAUCUACCGAGGACAAGAACACUGGAUGCUCACAUCUUCUGAUUAUUUUCUUGCCUCGAGCGCAGCAGGGGCCUUGACGUCUGUUCUUACCAACCCUAUCUGGGUCAUCAAAACCCGCAUGCUCGCGACUGGUGCCCAAUCCCCUGGGGCUUAUCCUUCGUUCAUGUCUGGCGUGAAGCAAAUCUACCGCACUGAAGGCAUGCGUGGUUUCUAUCGUGGAUUGGUUCCCUCCUUAUUCGGAGUCAGCCACGGCGCCUUUCAGUUCAUGGCCUACGAAAGGCUGAAGGUUCUCCGUUCCCGGGCGCUACAUAAUGAGUCCUCGAAAGGGAGACCUGAUGCCGUGGUGACAAAACAGCUUGGUAACCUGGAUUUCCUGGUCCUCUCCGGUCUAUCCAAAGUGUUUGCCGGGUGUGUGACUUAUCCGUAUCAAGUCAUCAGAUCGCGGCUACAGACCUAUGAAGCUCACAUACUGUACCGGGGGGUAAUGGAUGCAAUCGGUCAGAUUUGGGCAAAGGAGGGUAUUGCAGGUUUUUACAAAGGACUGGGCCCGAAUUUGCUUCGAGUUUUGCCAAGCACCUGGGUCACAUUUCUCGUCUAUGAGAACACAAAGGUUCUUAUGCCGAAGUUAGCAGAGGCCAUUUAG